CAAAGGAAAGUUUAAUUGAAACCAUGUCUCUUGCUGGAAAGGGUGUCUUUCUUUUUUUUUUUUUUUUUGAAUACAACCUUGCUGGAAAGUUAGUGAGCGAAAUUGAGAUAAAUGCUAUAGCUGAGAAAUAUUACAAAGUCUUCAAAUAUCAAUCUUUUAAUCUUCCCAACAUUUCCCCAAAAUUCAUUCAACGAGUUGAAGUUCAAGGAGGUGAUUGGGAUAGCCACGGCCAUGGCUCUGUUCAGAUCUGGAAUUAUACCACUCCUGAUUGUGAGGCUGAAGUUUAUAAGGAUCGAGUGGAAUUUGAUGACGAGAAAUUAGCAAUGAUCAUGAUCGGAUUUGAAGGAGAUGUAUUCAACUUGUACAAAACUUUCAAUGCAACAUAUCAAGCUGUGCCAAAGAGUCCCAAUUAUUGCUUGGCAAUUUUGUCCAUCGAAUAUGAGAAACUCAAUGAUAGCGCUCCUUAUCCUUACAAGUACCUUGACAUCAUGAAUGGUGUCACCAAGGACAUCGAAUCUUACCUUAAAUGAUAACUUUUAAGGGUCUUAAUAUGAGCUUCAUCCCUCUAUAUAGCUUAUUAUAUUGCGUCAGAGUUCAGCGUUAUGAAGCAGUCUUUCGGGCUUGAUCAAGUAUCUUUGUGUAGUAUACUUGGAUGCGUGAAAACUAAAUAAAGGGUUGCGUUGUAAAAGUGAUGAAGCUUAAUUAUUAUGUUUGCUUCAAUAUAAUAUGUUUUAUUUGUAUGCCACUCAUUGUUUGUGGCUACUUUCUUUAUCCUUGGGAGGUUUGUUAUAUUUUCCUUGUUUUAUUUUUAAGA
Momordica charantia (bitter melon) is the source of this 814-nucleotide messenger RNA. RefSeq names its product MLP-like protein 328. Lineage: Eukaryota; Viridiplantae; Streptophyta; Magnoliopsida; Cucurbitales; Cucurbitaceae. Gene Ontology annotation, biological process: defense response. The record is from RefSeq and is a predicted model, not a curated record.